CUUUGCUAAGACAGGCGAUCACUCACAGCUUUUGCAACAUGAAAGAAAAAAAGGAUUUGGAGACCCAAGGGAAGAGAAAAGGAAGACUUACGCUGGUCCUGGCCUUAGCUACCCUGAUCUCCGCCUUUGGCUCCUCUUUCCAAUACGGCUACAAUGUUGCUGUGGUCAACUCUCCAGCCACGUUCAUGAAGGACUUUUAUAACUCGACCUACCAUGAUCGCUAUGGAUCACAUAUCGACAGCAGCCUUCUCACCCUUCUGUGGUCCUUGACUGUGUCCAUGUAUCCACUGGGUGGUUUCUUUGGCUCCCUCAUGGUGGCUCCACUGGUGAACAGAUUAGGAAGGAAAGGCACACUCCUCUUCAACAAUAUUUUCUCCAUCGUUCCUGCGAUCAUGAUGGGAGUGAGUGAGGUGGCAAAGUCUUAUGAGAUUAUCAUUGUUGCUCGUGUUUUAGUAGGCAUCUGCGCAGGUUUAUCCUCCAAUGUGGUUCCUAUGUACUUGGGUGAACUCUCUCCAAAAAACCUGAGGGGAGCUAUUGGCAUAGUGCCCCAGCUCUUCAUUACCAUUGGCAUCCUCACAGCUCAGGUGUUUGGCAUUCGCAGUAUCCUGGGAAGCGUAGAAGGCUGGCCGAUCAUGCUCGCUCUGACGGGAAUCCCCGCCGUCAUUGAGCUCUUCCUCCUGCCCUUCUUCCCCGAGAGUCCCCGAUACAUGCUCAUCCAGAAGGGGGAUGAGAAGUCAGCCAGGACAGCCCUGCAGCGUUUGCGUGGCUUUGAGGACGUGGAUGAGGAGCUGAGUGAGAUGCAUUUGGAGGACCAGUCAGAGCGAGUCGAGGGUCGUCUGUCUGUGCUCAACCUCUUCACCUUCCGCUCAAUGCGCUGGCAGCUGGUGUCCAUCAUCAUUAUGAACAUGGGCCAGCAGCUGUCUGGUGUCAAUGCGAUCUAUUACUAUGCAGACAGUAUCUUUGGCUCUGCAGGAGUGAGGCAGAGUGACAUACAGUACGUUACCGUUGGUACAGGGACUGUUAACGUCUUCAUGACCGUUGCUGCGGUGUUUAUAGUAGAGGCCUCUGGUAGAAAGCUGCUUCUCUUGAUUGGGUUUGCAAUCUGUUGUUUUUCCUGUGUUCUUCUCACUGUUGCCCUCAACCUCCAGGAAAGUGUGGACUGGAUGCCCUAUGUCAGCAUUGUCUGCGUGAUUGUUUAUGUCAUUGGACAUGCAAUUGGCCCAAGUCCAAUUCCAUACGUGAUCACCACGGAGAUGUUUCGCCAGUCUUCCCGCCCUGCAGCGUUCAUGGUGGCAGGCUCUGUGCAUUGGCUCUCCAACUUCACUGUGGGCUUGGUCUUCCCUUUUAUGGAGAGGGGACUGGGAGAAUACAGCUUCAUUAUCUUUGCUUUCAUCUGCCUUGCCACACUCAUCUACAUCUGGAUUAUCAUCCCAGAGACAAAGAACAAGACCUUUCUGGAGAUCAGCAAGCUGUUUGCAAAGAGGAACAAGGUAGAGAUCGCUGUGGAUUCUGGAGAUUUGGACAUCAAAGAUAUGACAGUAAAAGAAAGCUGGAAGGAUGAGAAGGCCACUGCCUUCUGAGAGAACAAGACAGAGAGAGAGAGAGAGAGAGAGAGAGAGAGAGAGAGAUCCUCUGUGUUAGAGACUGUGUGUUGUCAAGAGUGUUUCUGUAUAUUUCUUCUCAGUGCAAAAACCAAUAUAAAAAUCUUUUUUGAAAUAAAUUGUGCAGAUUUUAUUUCUGUAUGUUUAAAUCACAGAUUUCAUUGUACACAAAUAGUUUGUACACAAAAACUGGAAAAAUGUCUUUAAUUUGGGGCAAGAAUAUGUCAUCAUGAGCAAACAUUUUCUUGUGCUAAUAUGCUUAAAAGGGUGAAAUAACCACAUUUCAUCAUGUGGUGCACUCUAACAAAUACAAAUGUCUCUAGAGAUGUCUCUUAGUCAAGCAAUGGGAAGCAUAAACACAAUACAAAUAUGUAUUUAUUGACAAUACAGAGAUAUGGAUCGUAUAAGCUUGUGUAUUGUUUGUUCUUAUUAAAAAUAUGUCAAUAACA
Messenger RNA from Chanos chanos (milkfish), 2050 nucleotides. It is a transcript of the gene slc2a5, whose product is annotated as solute carrier family 2 member 5. The coding region runs from base 39 to 1580 and encodes 513 amino acids. The record is from RefSeq and is a predicted model, not a curated record. Gene Ontology annotation, biological process: dehydroascorbic acid transport. Gene Ontology annotation, cellular component: plasma membrane. Lineage: Eukaryota; Metazoa; Chordata; Actinopteri; Gonorynchiformes; Chanidae. The transcript has 12 exons. Gene Ontology annotation, molecular function: D-glucose transmembrane transporter activity.